GGUGUCACGUGAGCUGAUUGUUGACGGUCUGUACCGAGCGAGAGGCGCGCGCUUUGUCGAACUCUCUUCAGCUCUUCCUCUCACCGUCCAGAAAAUAAUGUCUUAUCACCAUAAACACAGCGGGGACAAUGACUACAGAAGUGGAGAGAACAGGAACAAAGGACCAAGAUGGUCUCAUUGCAGGAAACGGGACGCUGAUGGGAACGUACGAAGAUCACGCGAUGAGUCCGAGACCAACACUUCAGAUAGAAGAGGAUCGAACAGGCCUGAAUGUUUCACAACACCAGAGAGUGCAGGACCGGUGUCAAGAAUAAAAGACUGGGCAGAGGAGGUGGAGAACGAUGAAAUGCGCACUAAUGUUCGUCGGGACAUAGAGCGUUACAGACGGCGGAUACUGACUGGUGAUGUUGCUCAAAGAGAGAGGAAAGCAUCGUCUGGAAGUUCAGACUCGCAAGAUUCCAGAGGCUCCCCUGUCCCUGGGGACAUCGAGACCGAUGAGGCUGUCCUAAUGAGGAGACAAAAGCAGAUUAACUAUGGGAAGAACACCCUGGCCUAUGACAGAUACAUUAAAGAAGUUCCCAAGCACUUGAGAAAACCAGGGGUUCAUCCACGAACUCCCAACAAAUUCAAGAAAUACAGUCGUCGCUCCUGGGACCAGCAGAUAAAACUGUGGAAAGUCAAGCUUCAUGCGUGGGAUCCUCCUGCUGAAGAAGGCAGCGAUCUACAAGCUGUGGAUCUGGGUGAGGUCAUGGACUUUGAGCUGGAUGUUGAGUGUUCAGUGGAUCCUGAAAUAGAAGCAUCAAGUUCUAAAACUAACACAUCAGACUUUGAGCUCUCAGGAACCCCCCAUAAGAUGAUGAAGAUAGAUGAAGCUGAGAUGGCUUAACUUUGCUCACGGAGGCUCUGAUAGUGCGAGAGGACAGUUAAUGCACUGACCCUUGCAUGAUUUUAUUGCUAAUACUGUUGUGUUUCUUAUUGCUUUUUAAAAUCACUUUUGUUUUUCUUGGUGAAUUCAAAAUAUGUAAAGUUAGUUAGAGAUAAAAUUACACUGAUUGUAAAUGGGCUGGUUUUCCACAUCCAAGUGUUUGUUUCCCAAAUAUAAUUGUUGUAAAGUAAUGCCUUUAUUUUUGUGAUGUAAAUUUGACAUUUUUGUUAAAUAUUUAACCAGCUGUUUUAUAAGGACUAUUGAAAUAAAGAAAUGAAUCUUAAAAGA
Messenger RNA from Hemibagrus wyckioides, 1213 nucleotides. It is a transcript of the gene slbp, whose product is annotated as stem-loop binding protein. Gene Ontology annotation, cellular component: histone pre-mRNA 3'end processing complex; cytoplasm. Lineage: Eukaryota; Metazoa; Chordata; Actinopteri; Siluriformes; Bagridae. The record is from RefSeq and is a predicted model, not a curated record. The coding region runs from base 98 to 886 and encodes 262 amino acids. Gene Ontology annotation, biological process: mRNA 3'-end processing by stem-loop binding and cleavage; mRNA transport. The transcript is spliced from 8 exons. Gene Ontology annotation, molecular function: histone pre-mRNA stem-loop binding; mRNA binding.